GGGAGGAGGGUCCAGAUCAUUAGACGACUUCUAUCUGGCCCGCAGCUGCUUGACGCUGGUCUGGAUUCUAUUGUGCACGACGUCACAGUGUGAUUGGGAAACUUUGGAGGAACUUUUCAUGAGCUCGGACUUUCCCUGAGUUGUUUUUGCAGAAGGAGACCCGGGGGGAUUUCUUCUCCUCUUUGCUGAUCAGCCAUUGUGGGCCCGAGGGAGGAGGAAGGAUUUCUCUCCCCUGCUGGUUGCUGGAGUUUGUAAUGCACGGCAGAGAUGUGCUGUCUGAGCCAGUUGUCCCGGGUCAGUGCAAACUCCAAACAUGAGCAGAUAGUUCACUUGUUGGGAACUUGUGAGGAGAAGAGAGCGGAUCAGAGCCUCAGCUCUUCGAUCAGCACAUCGACCAGGACUCUGAUCUCCAGCUGAGGACCACUGGCAGCAGAUCAGUGAGGAGGAUGGCGUCUCAACAACAACGACAACAACCACUGACACACAUCAUCUUCAUCUUCAUCAUCACGUUAUUGUCUUUGUGCUCCCUGAGCCUGUGCAGCACAGAGACAGAUGUUCCAGAGGAGGAAGGCUUCAGUGCUGAGGCGUGGCUUCGUAAGUUUGGCUACCUGUCCAAGGCCAGCGGACAGAUGUCCACCAUGCAGUCGGCUCAGAUUCUGUCCAAAGCCAUCAGCGACAUGCAGCGCUUCUAUGGGCUGGAGGUGACCGGCGAGAUGGACCCCGGCACCGUCACAGCCAUGCGCAGACCCCGUUGCGGCCUCCCCGACAGAAACCCGGAGCAGGCGGUGGACGGUGCGAGGAAGAAGCGCUACACACUCACCGGGCAGCAGUGGGACAAAGACCACAUCACUUACAGCAUAGUGAAGCAGCUCAUCCCCCCCUCGCUGGGAGAGGAGCUGACGAUGGAGGCGCUCACCAAGGCCUUGGCCGUGUGGAGACGUGUCACCCCGCUCACCUUCGAGGAGCUGCCGACUGGAGACGACAUCCGGGUCAACGGCAGCCGGACGGAGCUCGCCGACAUCCUGCUGCUGUUCGCCUCUGGAUUCCACGGGGAUAUGUCCCUGUUUGACGGCGAGGGGGGGUCCCUGGCACACGCCUACUACCCCGGACCAGGAAUUGGAGGGGACAUACAUUUUGAUGCAGACGAGCCCUGGACACUUGAAAACCACAAUCCAGACGGUAUUGACCUCUUCCUGGUUGCCGUCCAUGAGCUCGGUCAUGCUCUGGGCCUGGAGCACUCCGAUAACCCCAGUGCCAUCAUGGCUCCUUUUUACCAGUACAUUCACACGGACAACUUCACGCUGCACGAGGACGACGUCCGAGGAAUACAGCACAUAUACGGUCCUCCUCUCUCCACUGGUGCCCCGCCCACUUCUCCUCACAUCCCUGACAAUGAUCCCCGGGUCGACUCCCCGACCCCCCCUUCCCCUCCUGAAGAUGCCCCCACUCCCGCUCCCCCCGCCGAUCCCACACCUGAACCACCCAACCCGACCGACGUCAUCCAGGAUCCGAUCCCUACAUCAACCCCUGUCCUCCCAACCUCCACCUCUACCGUCUCAGCGCGUCAACCAGAGCCUGUCACCCCGCUGGUAAGAAAAGAUGACCCUCCUCUUCCGCCCGCUCCUCCUCCUCGGCCCCCUGCUCCUCCUCGGCCUCCCAAGCAGCCUGACAACCAGGCCCCCGACAUCUGCGAUGGAGACUUCGACACGGUGACCAUGCUGAGAGGGGAGAUGUUUGUUUUCAAGGGUCUUUGGUUCUGGCGGGUGCGGAGGAACCGGGUCUUGGAUAACUACCCCAUGCCCAUAUCGGUCUUCUGGGUCGGCCUUCCCACUGACAUCGACGCUGCCUAUGAACGCCACGAUGGCAAAUUUGUCUUCUUUAAAGAUGACAGAUACUGGGUGUUCAGGGAGGCUGAUGUGCUGCCAGGAUACCCGCAGCCCAUACACGAGUACGGACAAGGAGUUCCUACACACAAUAUCGACACAGCAAUCUGGUGGGAACCCAACGGAUACACAUACUUCUUCUCAGGAGACAGAUACUGGCGAUACAGCGAGGAGACGCGGACAGCAGACCGUGACUUCCCCAAGCCAAUCAGCAGAUGGGGCCGGAUUCCUCCCUCACCCAAAGGAGCCUUUCUCAGUGACGACGGUGCUUUCACCUAUUUCUACAAGGGCAGCAAUUACUGGAGGUUUGACAACCACAAGACAGAAGCAGACAAGGGCUUCCCUCGCUCCAUCCUGAAGGACUUCAUGGGCUGCACGGGCGCUCCUGACCCGCCGCCCGACACGGACACGGAGGUGGAAGCCAAAGACAAACCAGUGAAGCCUUCGGACCGAGGCAAAGACGAGCACAAAGAGCCGGAUCAAGACACGAACGCAGAGGAAGAGCCCAGCACGAAGCCCGAUGGCACCGAGGGAGAGGACGACCAAGACGUGAACGUUGUGGUGUCGAUGGACGACAACGAGUCAAAGAUCAUGACUCUGAUCAUGGUGACGGUUCCUCUCGUGCUCAUCCUGUGCAUCCUCGUCCUGGUCUACGCCAUCCUCAGGACUCUGAAGAACAAAGAAACGCCGAGGGCCUUGGUGCACUGCAAGCGCUCGCUGCAGGACUGGGUGUGACGCACAGAGGUGGAGGAGGUGGAACAGGUGUUGAUCA
Messenger RNA from Pleuronectes platessa (European plaice), 2655 nucleotides. It is a transcript of the gene mmp15a, whose product is annotated as matrix metallopeptidase 15a. NCBI's taxonomy places the organism in Eukaryota, Metazoa, Chordata, Actinopteri, Pleuronectiformes, Pleuronectidae. The coding region runs from base 447 to 2618 and encodes 723 amino acids. Gene Ontology annotation, cellular component: extracellular matrix. Gene Ontology annotation, molecular function: metalloendopeptidase activity; zinc ion binding. The record is from RefSeq and is a predicted model, not a curated record. The transcript has 11 exons. Gene Ontology annotation, biological process: collagen catabolic process; extracellular matrix organization; proteolysis.